This is a messenger RNA of Ctenocephalides felis (cat flea), 1149 nucleotides long. RefSeq lists its product as uncharacterized. The record is from RefSeq and is a predicted model, not a curated record. Lineage: Eukaryota; Metazoa; Arthropoda; Insecta; Siphonaptera; Pulicidae. The transcript is spliced from 4 exons. Bases 1 to 912 code for a protein of 303 amino acids.
AUGCUCCCAGCCGUCAGUGAUUACUUCGGCGGACCACAUAACUUAAUUCGUGGUAGUGCUCUGUUUGUACGACAUACGACCAUAUGGUUUAUUAAGUAUUAUCUUUUAUUAUAUGUGCUUUCCGAACGAGUUCGAAAUGAGUCAAUAGUUUUUAAUUGUCCCGCUAUUUCGGAAAAAUCACUGCAAGAAAUCAAGAAAUUUCGUGAAGAUCACCCUGGAAAGUUCUGUGCGUUCAGCAGUGCUAGUUUCAUUCUGCUUGCAAUUUUAGGAAAUAUUAUUUCAGGCCCACUAUUUUUUAUUCUUAUAGCUGUAUGCUUCAUAGGAAAAAAAUACUUACCUGAAAAUGUGAAAGAAGCUUGUAAUCAAUCAACAUGGUCAUCAAAUAUUAAAGAAUUUGAAGAUUUUAUACCAGAAUUAAAUGAGAAAAAUUUAGAAUUACUCAAUUAUGCACAAGAUCCAAAAUCGAAAAAUGAUUCUGAUGCAGAAUCUGAUAAAACUGAAGCAUUCUUAUUAGAUAAAACUCCAAACAUCUCAGAUACUUCCAGUGAAAGCGGUGAUGAUACAAAAUUAAUUCCUACUGAAGGCAUAGAGUUUCUUAGUGGUCAUUUCAACGGUGAUAGUAUGAUGGAAGAUGAUUAUUUUGAAAAGGGAUUGAAUUUUAAGAAAAAUGUUACAUUUGAAGAUGACACAAUAAAUAAACAAAUAAAAAUUAUAAGUGAACCUCAGAGUAAUAUUAUUUCUGAUAUUGUGACAAACGUCACAAACAUGCCAUGGAACAUAGUUUCUAAUAUGAUUACAAGUACUUCACAAUCUAGUACAAGUAAUUUACCCAAAGAAACUGUAAUCCGACAAGAAUCAGAUUCGGAUAGUGAAUUCGAAAUAUUAGAAAGUGAUGAAUUGAAUAUUACUUAAAAAAAUGUUAUUUAAGAUAUAAUGGUGCAGUGUUGUGUAUCAAAUGUGAUUUAGUCCAUUGUAAAUAUGUUUAAAUUUAGAUUAAGAAUUUUACAUAUGCUUCGUACAGAGAUGAGUGGUAUUGUUUAAUUUAUUUGAUCAUACAUGAGCAGAAUAUGUACAGAAUUAAUUUAAGAUCAGUUUUAUGACUAUUACAAACCAAAUAAAUAAAAACAGUCAAAUGGAUGUAGAGUACAU